Molecule: messenger RNA, 2985 nt
Organism: Rubroshorea leprosula
Lineage: Eukaryota; Viridiplantae; Streptophyta; Magnoliopsida; Malvales; Dipterocarpaceae
Source: the annotation of a GenBank genome assembly
AUCUUAAUAUUUAUGUGUCCCCAUAACUAAAUCAAUAAUUGUAUGUUUUGCAGGUUUUGAGAGGCUUUCCAAGUUGAGAAAUUUAGAAAUCCUUGAUCUUAGUUUCAAUAUGUUGAAUAAUAUUAACUUAACAUUUUUGAGUGAGCUGCCAUCUCUCAAGUCUCUAAAUCUAGCCUGGAGCAACUUAUUAGCAUCAAACUAUGGGUUUCUUAAGCUUUCAAAGAGGUUGAGCAAUUUGGAAAUCCUUACCUUGGAUGGAAAUUUCUUCAAUAAUAGCAUUUUGCCAUAUUUGAGUGAGCUUUUAUCUCUCAAAUAUCUAUAUCUAGCUGGCAACAACCUCCAAGCAUCUAGCCUUGUUGAAGGUUUUCCUAACUUGACCAAAGUGGAAGAGUUGUUUGUGGAGGAUUCUAUCCCCCCAACCAACUUCGUCAAUGGCAUUGGAGCAUUGACUUCUCUCAAGGUUUUAUCAAUAUAUAACUUCAAACUCAGUGGCUCCUUAACAAGCCCAGGUUUUCAUAACUUGACCAAAGUGGAAGAGUUGUUUGUGGGGAAUUCUAUCCUCCCAAACAACUUCGUCAAUGGCAUUGGAGCAUUGACUUCUCUCAAGGUUUUAUCACUAUAUGGCAGCAAUCUCAGUGGCUCCUUAACAAGCGCAAGUUUUCAUAACUUGACCAAAGUGGAAGAGUUGUUUGUGGAGGAUUCUAUCCUCCCAACCAACUUCGUCAAUGGCAUUGGAGCAUUGACUUCUCUCAAGGUUUUAUCACUAUAUGGCAACAAUCUUAGUGGCUCCUUAACAAGCACAGGCCUGUGUGAAUUGACACAUCUUCAACAGUUAGAUGUUGGAUACAAUUAUAUGGAGGGAGCCUUGCCUUCAUGUUUGGCAAAUUUGACUUCUCUCGAAAUUUUAAGCCUCUAUUCAAACAAAUUUUUUGGAGAUAUAGCUUUAUCACCCCUUAACAAAUUGACAUCCCUUUAUUACCUAUCUCUUUCAGACAAUCGCUUCCAAAUUCCAAUCUCCCUUCGACCAUUCUUCAACCAUUCAAAACUCAAAAUUAUCAAUGCAGAAAACAAUGAAUUUUAUGCAGAUACCAACAUUGAAUCUUUGGAACCAACCUUCCAACUGGAUACCUUGGUUUUGUCUGGUUCUGGAGAUUGUGGAGCAAUUCCAAACUUCCUCCACUCUCAACACGAGCUGAAGUAUUUAGACCUCUCGCACCUUAACCUAACUGGAGAGUUUCCCAUUUGGUUGUUGGAAAACAACACAAUGUUGAACACACUUUUGCUGGUUAACAAUUCUUUCUCUGGACCUAUUAAGUUGCUAGCUCAUUCUCACUUGAGUUUGAAAGAUCUAGAUAUCUCCAAAAAUUUCUUGGAUGACCAUAUUCCAAUGGAGAUUGGAGCAUCUUUGCCAAGUUUACAAGAUUUAAACAUUUCAGGAAAUUCUGUUACUGGUAGCAUUCCUCCUUCAAUUGGUGAUAUGAAGUUGCUGGAGUCUUUGGACUUAUCUCACAAUAACUUAUCUGAUGGAAUACCGGAGAAGUUAACCAUGGGUUGCUCAUCAUUGAGCAACAACAAUCUCUCUGGAAGGAUCCCCAGCGAGAUGGGUAAUAUGUCAAACUUGGAAGAAAUUAGCAUGCCCAAUAAUGGUCUUGAAGGUCCAAUUCCUAUUGACUUUUGUCAUCUUCUAUAUCUUGGAAUUCUAGACCUUUCAAAUAACAAUAUUUCAGGGAGUCUACCAACUUGUUUCAGCCCAGUUUCGAUAAAUCAUGUUCAUUUAUCCAAAAACAGGCUAGAAGGAUCACUGACAACACAGUUUUGUAACAGCUCUUCUCUAAUAACGCUAGAUCUUAGUGACAACCAGCUAAGUGGUAACAUCCCAGAUUACAUCAAUAUGCUUGGUGAGUUGAGUUAUCUUAUCUUGAAGAACAAUAAUCUUGAAGGUAAGAUCCCAAUUCAAUUAUGCAAGUUGCAGAAAUUGAGCUUGAUUGAUCUAUCUCAGAACCACCUUUCUGGCCAUAUACCCUCUUGCCUAAAUAUUACUACUUUUGAUGAGGCAAACAAAGUUGAUCUAUUUAUUCCUUCAGCUUCUGCUGCAUCUUCUCCUCCUGCUCCUCCUGUUGCGUAUUCUCCUCUUGCUCCUCCUGUUGCAUCUUCUCCUUAUCCUUCUCCUCAUGCUGAAUCUCCUUCGCAAACUGGUUCUAAAGAUGAUGAACCAGUGUAUUUCACAACAAAGAAUGUGAUGUAUUCUUAUAAGGGAAGACUUCUCACCUACAUGUCUGGAAUAGACUUGUCCUGCAACAAACUGACCGAUGAAAUUCCUCAUGAAAUCGGGCACCUCAGUAAGAUUCAUGUGCUAAACUUGUCUCAUAAUUUCUUUGUUGGUCAAAUUCCAUCUACAUUUUCUAAGCUUGACCAACUCGAGAGCUUGGAUCUUUCCUACAACAAUUUGAGUGGGAAUAUUCCUCCACAACUUGUUCAACUGCAUUACUUAUCUAUCUUUAGGGUGGCAUACAACAAUCUAUCAGGCAAGACACCAAAAAGGGUCGGACAAUUUGGAACAUUUGAUGAAAGUAGUUAUCAGGGUAAUCCUCUGCUUUGUGGGGAACCAAUGAAAAGUUGCCCAGCAGCAAGUCCACCAACAUUGAUCCAGGGAGGCCUAACCCAGGGUAGAGAAGAUGAUGGUUUCAUCGAUAUGGGUGUCUUUUAUGUGAGUUUAGUUGUGUCUUACAUAAUGGUGCUCAUAACUAUUGCUGCAGUUCUCUACAUAAAUCCUUAUUGGAGACGGGCAUGGUUCUAUUACACUGAGAUGUGCUUUAUUUCUAGCUACUAUUUUAUAGUAGAUCAUCUACCCAAGCAAUUUCAUUAGAGAAUGUAGCCAUAUUAUAGAUGUCAUUUCUAAAUAUGUUCUUUCUUAUUGUUUCCUGUUCGGAAUUGCAAUGAAAAGUCAUACAUAUAUGCUCUUUCAAGUAAAAAUAGCAAGCAGAG